Molecule: messenger RNA, 1167 nt
Organism: Bufo gargarizans (Asiatic toad)
Lineage: Eukaryota; Metazoa; Chordata; Amphibia; Anura; Bufonidae
Gene: DTWD1
Product: DTW domain containing 1
Exons: 5
Coding region: 162-986 (274 amino acids)
Biological process (GO): tRNA modification
Cellular component (GO): nucleus
Molecular function (GO): tRNA-uridine aminocarboxypropyltransferase activity
Source: RefSeq, a predicted model, not a curated record
CCCACAAGGCCAUGCGGCCUCUUCCUGUGAAGCUGUGGCCUCCCAGGGCUUAGGACGUGCGGUACCGUGAUGUGUGUGUACAGGAGCCGCGCUUAGGACGCACUGCGCUGACGCAGCUUGCGACUAUUUAGGACGUCAGACCAAAAGUAUUUAUCUGCAUAAUGUCGAGUAACAAACAAGACACAUCAGGAAACAACCUCUGGGAGAAAUUGAAACUCUCAUCUCAAGUAGUACUUGAAACUGCACAGAAGAAAGGGAGAUCGAAAUGCCCAAAGUGUAAUGGUUCCAGAAUGUUUUACUGCUAUACUUGUUACGUGCCAGUAGAGAGUGUGCCAACAGGUGACUUCCCAACCGUGAAGCUUCCUGUGAAAAUUGAUAUUAUUAAACAUCCGAAUGAAACCGAUGGCAAAAGUACCGCUGCCCAUGCAAAACUGCUGGCGCAUGAAGAUGUAACUAUCUACACAUACCCAUCUAUUCCAGACUACGACAAACAGAUUAAUGAAGUUGUACUAGUAUUUCCCUCUCCAAACGCAGUCUCGCUCAAGGAGGGGCUUGAGUAUCUCACUCAAUAUAAUCAGAACAAAGACUUUACUGAACCAAUUACUAAACGUCCGAGACUAGAUCCUGACACUAGUGACGGUGAAGAUAAAGACAUGAAGAGUGCUGGUGAAGAAAACAACCACUUGAAGAAAGUUGUGUUCAUAGAUAGCACAUGGAAUCAAACAAGCAAAAUCAUAUCUGAUGAACGGCUUCAAGGGUUGGUGAGUGUUGGAUUAACUGAAAGAAAAACAUGCUUUUGGCGACAUCAGAAAGGAUCACCUGACACUUACCUUUCAACAAUAGAAGCCAUUUAUUACUUUGUGGUAGACUUUCACAAACAGAUUCUAGAAAAGGACUACAACGGUGAAUAUGACAAUCUGCUCUUUUUCUUCUCUUUUAUGUACAAACUCAUAAGAGAUGCCAAGCAGGCUGCUGGAAAGUUGUAGUGCACUUAUUAUAGGCAAGUAUUUUAGGACUUGAAGGAUCAUAUCAUGACCAACUUAAAUAUAGAGGUAUUGAAUUUAUAUUUUAUCUCUGUUGGGAAUAAUGUAGAAAAUUCCAGUGGAAAAAGGACUGCCAAAUAAAUUCAGAUUUCUUUAUGAACAAUAAAACCAUAUAUUUUUUUAU